AGAAGACAGAACUAUACACUCCAUGUUGUAGAGAUGACUGUCAAUAGCGCCAUGGUCAAAGUGGCCGAGUGGACUGACGAAUCUGGAUUCCAACCGGUAGCCGCCAAAUAUAUUAGAAUCAAGCAGCCAUCCGACAUCGAGAGAAACCGGACCUACAUAGUGACCACCAUUGUUGAGGAACCAUACAUAAUGCUGAGGAAACCAGACCCAGGUGAGACUCUGACUGGCAACGACCGCUUCGAAGGCUACUGCAAGGAUCUUGCCGACCUCAUCGCUAAGAGGCUUGGCAUCAACUACGAGCUGAGAAUUGUAAAGGACGGGCAAUAUGGAGCUGAAAACUCAGAUGUAAAAGGUGGUUGGGAUGGAAUGGUUGGAGAACUCAUACGGAAGGAGGCGGACAUGGCAAUAGCUUCGAUGACAAUCACUUCAGAGAGAGAACGUGUGAUAGACUUCAGCAAACCCUUCAUGUACCUCGGGAUCAGCAUUAUGAUCAAAAAGCCAGUCAAACAGAAGCCCGGAGUGUUCAGCUUCCUCAACCCUCUGUCCAAGGAAAUCUGGGUCUGCGUCAUAUUCUCCUACAUCGGUGUCUCCAUUGUGCUGUUCAUCGUGUCCAGGUUCUCCCCCUACGAAUGGAGGCUCCUAUCUUACGACGAUCCUCAUCACCAUAGUCUUCAUGCGACGUCCUCGUCAUCUAAUGUCUUGGCCAACGACUUCUCAGUUCUCAACAGUCUGUGGUUCGCUUUGGGGGCAUUUAUGCAGCAGGGUUGUGAUAUCUCUCCGAGGUCAAUAUCCGGAAGGAUUGUUGGAAGUGUUUGGUGGUUCUUCACUCUGAUCUUGAUAUCAUCUUACACAGCCAACUUGGCUGCCUUUUUAACAGUGGAACGAAUGGUUGCUCCCAUCAACUCACCAGAAGAUCUUGCAUCACAAUCUGAAGUACAAUAUGGAACAUUGUAUCACGGCUCGACAUGGGACUUCUUCAGGAAAUCACAGAUCACCCUUUACAGCAAGAUGUGGGAGUUUAUGAGCUCAAGAUCACAUGUUUUUGUUCGCACAUAUGAUGAGGGGAUUCGCCGAGUUCGACAAUCAAAAGGGAAAUAUGCUCUACUUAUCGAAUCUCCUAAAAAUGAUUACAUCAAUGAACGUGAACCAUGCGACACUAUGAAAGUAGGCAGGAAUCUUGACUCAAAAGGCUUUGGUGUGGCUACACCUCUUGGCUCCCCACUCAGAGAGGUUGUAAAUUUAGCAGUUCUUUCAUUGAUUGAGACUGGAGAGUUAGCCAAGUUAAAAAACAAAUGGUGGUAUGAUAGGACAGAAUGUAAACAUGGAGAUAAGGAUACAUCAAGGAAUGAACUUUCACUGAGUAAUGUUGCUGGUAUAUUUUACAUCUUGAUCGGAGGCCUAAUCUUGGCAAUGGCUGUUGCACUCAUCGAAUUCUGUUACAAAUCACAUUCUGAAGCUACUCGGGCAAAGAUUCCAUUAUCCGAUGCUAUGAAAGCAAAAGCAAGAUUAACAAUUGGUGGAAGAGAAUUUGAUACUAGAAAGAGAGAGACGCUGUUUCAGUAUUAUUCUUCGGGAAAUGCAAUAAACCAGCCAGAAAGUGACCAGAUCCAUUCAAACACUCAUACACAAGUCUGAUGGUCAGCGACAACUCAGACAGCAGAAAUUUGCUGAAGAAACUUCUUAUCAAGUUGUGUGAUACUACCUCUUGUCACUCUUUUAAGUGAUCUCUCAAUACAAUGUAUUAGGGCAUAAAUUAAAAAUUAAGAUGUAAUUAUUAUUUUAAUUUGUAACUUUUAUAACAAUUAAUUCAUUUUUAUGUUUACAUUUGUAUUUCUAUAAUAUUUUGUUCUUCUUAUUUUUUUUUUCCUUGAAAGAGAGUUAAUGUAUUGUACAAUGUUUUUAAAAAUAUAUAUUAAUUAUUAUUUUAUUUUGAUAAGUAGCGCAUCGUUCAGUUUAUCCCUAUGAUGGAAUUCUAUUAAAAAAAAAUUAUAUAUGUAUCAUUGCUCCUCUCGAUGAGUUGCAUAAUUCUAAACAUAUAAUUUUAGUUUUAUAAUGUAAUUGUUGCUGUGAUUAAUUUAAAUAAUUUGUUUAACAUAUAAUGUUAAUUCCUAAUUACUAAAUUUAUGUAUUUAUUUGAUGAAUGUAAGAAAUUAUAUAUGAAUGUGAAUAUCUAUGCUUCGAGAGAUCAUAGUUUGGAAAAAAUUAUGCUGAUAGGAACAGUGAAGAAAAGUGCUAACCAUUAUCACGGCUGCUCAAGAUUUUAUUUUAAGCACAUCAUACGAUAUUAAUCAUUUGUGUUAUUUUAAUAAAACAACUUUGCUUUCCUACCCAUUACAUACAUAUACGGACAAUAAACCCAAUACUUUAACCAUUUCAAAUGUAAAUAUAAAUAAGAACCCUACAUAUUAUAAACUUUCCAUUCAAUAACAUCUAAACGAAAAAAUAUUAAAAAAAAAACUAUCUGUAUAUUUUUUAAUAUAUAGUUGUUAGAGUAAAUUUAUACCUGAUUUAUGUAGGAAUGUUUCAAUGUUCAACUUUUCUUUCUCCACCUUUUUGAAAAGUCUAUUGUAAUACCCUAAAAUAUAGGUAAGGAUUUCUGACAAAACAAUGCAUUAGGUUGUAUAUACGUUGAUAUGUAAAUUUAAAACAGCCACUGGAACCUACCUAUUUAUAACAAACUCAUUCUAAAUGUUUUUAAUGUAAAUAAUAAAUGUAUGGAUAUUUAUCUCAUAUUUGUAUGUUAUAAGAAUUUAAGAACCAAAUCAGGUUCAUAGGAAAAUUUAAAUUGUAAGUCUUCUUUGUACAGGUCAUUAAGCUAAUUUAAGUAUACUCAAUAUUUAUACAUGUUGAUGUUUUAUUGUAUUAAAAUAAUAUUAAUUACUUUUCAUAAAUAUGUAUGUGCCAUAUAAUUAAACAUAUAUUAAAAGUUUUGUUGAAGAAUUAUAAUGUUUUGUAAAUAAAUAAAAAAU
Molecule: messenger RNA, 2969 nt
Organism: Nezara viridula (southern green stink bug)
Lineage: Eukaryota; Metazoa; Arthropoda; Insecta; Hemiptera; Pentatomidae
Source: the annotation of a GenBank genome assembly